Manduca sexta (tobacco hornworm) is the source of this 462-nucleotide messenger RNA. Its product is annotated as 15-hydroxyprostaglandin dehydrogenase [NAD(+)]-like. The record is from RefSeq and is a predicted model, not a curated record. Gene Ontology annotation, molecular function: oxidoreductase activity, acting on the CH-OH group of donors, NAD or NADP as acceptor. Lineage: Eukaryota; Metazoa; Arthropoda; Insecta; Lepidoptera; Sphingidae. The transcript is spliced from 2 exons. The coding region runs from base 1 to 462 and encodes 153 amino acids. Gene Ontology annotation, cellular component: cytoplasm.
AUGUACGUGGUAGUAGCAAUUCUCUGUCUAUUAGUGACACAAAGUCAUGUACAGGCAGAAUCAAAAAUAGACCUUAAAGAUAAAGUUACUGUUGUUACUGGCGCUGCUAGAGGCAUCGGUCGCGCCAUGGCUGACAAUCUGUUAAAAGAAGAAGUGGAAGUUGAAAUUAUCGUUGACAAAAAUCUUACGCAAGGUUUAGUAACGGAAACUGAAUUCAAAACCACAUAUGAUGAAGAGAAAGUAUGGUUUAUUCACGGAGAUAUUACUACUGAUUUGGACUGGGUAUUCGAAAAAAUAUUUGAGAAAUAUGAGUACGUUCAUAUCCUUGUGAACAAUGCAGGCAUAGUGGAGGAAAGUGAUCCAGAGCUAACAUUAAAGACAAAUAUGGUGGCUCCUGCACUAUGGUCGCAGAAGUUCUACGAUGUCAUGAGGAACGAUAAAGGGGGCAAAGCUCUUCAAUAA